Messenger RNA from Xenopus laevis (African clawed frog), 1018 nucleotides. RefSeq lists its product as uncharacterized. Bases 157 to 762 code for a protein of 201 amino acids. The record is from RefSeq and is a predicted model, not a curated record. Lineage: Eukaryota; Metazoa; Chordata; Amphibia; Anura; Pipidae. The transcript has 2 exons.
ACUUAUAAUCAGGGGUAAUUUAGAGCAGGAUAAACACAGACCCUAAUGAACUAAUUCCCAUAUUAUCCCCAUAAACAAUAACAGCAUGUAUCAUGUGUGUCUUAUCUUUCUGUACAGGUGACUAUAAGGCAACUGAUAAAUACUGGCCGAACUGUCAUGCAGUUUAUAUCAGCAACAGUUUCUGACUUGUACGAUAUAUACACGGUAAAGGAGGCAACCAACAAAGAAGCAAAACCAGCCAAAACAAAGAAAACUGGCGAAAAGAAAUGCAAAAAAGUAACAUUUAACCUAGUACCACAACUCAUAGUGGACCUGGAGCCAGAAAAUCCUGCUCAAGAUAUUGAGGAGCCAAUAAAGUCAGUCCAGGAGAUUGUAGAGCCAGGAGACUCUUCUGAGAAGACAGUGGCCUCAUUAUAUCCUACAAUUAUAGAUAUCAGGCAGAAAAUGAUCCUUGUUGAUGGUCUUUCACAAGGGAACAGUGUGGCUGGCCAUACAGAAAUUCCCUGUAUGAGGAGUGGCUCUGACUAUAAUACGGAUAUGAAUAACAGUGUUCUGCCUUCAGUGCCCACUGUGAGCCAGGCAGCAGCAGAUGUCCCUAUGUCUGUGAAGAAGAAGAAGAGCAGCUUCUCAAGAUUCAUACAAAGUCUCAGGGACAGAGCCACCAGGUCAAAUAAGAAGAAGAGUGGGAAGUCUAUGAAAAACAAAAUUAUCUUCAAUGUAACAUCGUGUUUCCGGUGCCACUCAGUAGAAUCUGAUACCUGAGCCAGAAUUUGCAGAUGUUGCAUCUGUUUUAACUGGUGUUAAUCUGCCUUUACACUGCUAAACUUAAUCAAAAUGAAGAGAACUGAUCCUAUCAGAAUGAUGGAUAAAGAAGGCACUACUGGUGACCAAUCAAAGAUCAAGCAAUACAUCAUAACCAUCGAUUAGGAUAACCCUAACCUAGAUCCUGAAUUUUCCCCUUUCCUAAAUAUAUAUGUUUUUUAUUUGUUGUUCUUAAUAAACAUGUUAUCUGAAGGAA